AUGAAAGCGUUAACUCGGCAACAGGCUGCAAGGUCGAUUUCAAUGUUACGUGGGAGCCACGUCACGAGGUCUCGCAAACGUGGCCCCAGCAGCUCAUACGACCUUGGCUAUGGAGAACGCGACGAUCAGAUGAAUGAAUGCAAUGCAGCCUUGGUGCUGAUGUCUCUGAGCUGCUCACCAAAUUCACCACGACCAAGCGCAUGGGGCGGUCGGUCAUCAGUGUCUCCUGGUGCAAGCAGCAGCUCCGGUUCAUCAUGGCGCUCUGGUACUCCAUCACCGCCUCCUGUCUCCUCCUCAUUCAGCGACGAAGGCAUUGCUAUGGACUAUGAAGAUCAUCAUCCACGCAAGAAAAGGGUAAAUAGCGUCGUGUUCGAAUGCACCUGGAGAGGAUGUGGUUACAUCACACACACCUGUUUUUCUAUUGAAGCACAUAUCAGACAGACUCACUUAGGGCCAAAGAAAGAAGGUGAAAGUGAUCAUGAAGAGGAGUUCUAUUACACGGAGCGUGAAGUGUCUACGCCAGCCCCGCCACCCACUUUAUCCCACCGAGACAUGUGCAGGCCUCCACAUGAAGAUCCUGAUUAUCAACGCCAGAUUGUUGGAUCUUACAGACAAGGACUUCUAUCAACUAUGCAGAACAUAUCAGCGAGGUCCAUAAGCAUUCCCGUAACGCAUUCCUGGUCUAACUCACACUCCCCGAAGCACAUGAAAAUAUCAGCAUCAGGUGCAUCCCCUAGCAGCCCGGGCCGCAGACCUCGCUCAGACAAUAAGAAGUGCAGGAAGGUGUACGGAAUGGACCAGCGGGAUCAGUGGUGCACACAGUGCAAAUGGAAGAAAGCGUGCACACGAUUUGGUGAUUAA
Molecule: messenger RNA, 861 nt
Organism: Pieris macdunnoughi
Lineage: Eukaryota; Metazoa; Arthropoda; Insecta; Lepidoptera; Pieridae
Source: the annotation of a GenBank genome assembly